Molecule: messenger RNA, 795 nt
Organism: Sabethes cyaneus
Lineage: Eukaryota; Metazoa; Arthropoda; Insecta; Diptera; Culicidae
Gene: HP1c
Product: chromobox protein homolog 3
Exons: 2
Coding region: 67-636 (189 amino acids)
Biological process (GO): negative regulation of transcription by RNA polymerase II; chromatin organization
Cellular component (GO): pericentric heterochromatin; nucleus
Molecular function (GO): chromatin binding
Source: RefSeq, a predicted model, not a curated record
UUGCUGAUGGACGGAAAAGUGACGCUCAAAAAGUUGCUAAAUCAAAACAAAUCAAUAAACUAAAAUAUGACCGACGAGGACAGUAACGAAGCCCCAUACGUCGUAGAGAAAGUUUUAGAUCGACGAAUUACAUCUGCCGGUAAGAUCGAAUAUUACCUGAAGUGGAAGGGAUACUCCGAUGCGGAUAACACCUGGGAGCCUGAGGAAAAUCUAGACUGUCCCGAACUGAUAGCAAAGUACGAGGAAGCUCGCCGACAGAAAGAGUUCAAGGAGGCAAAGAAAAAAUCAGCCAAAAAGAAACUGGAGGAAAUUAGUAAACCCCGCGGCUAUGACCGAAACCUGCCGUUGCAGCGCAUUGUCGGAGCCACGGACUGUGGCGGCGAGUUGAUGUUUCUCGUGCAAUGGCAGGGUUCCGAUGAGAUGGAUAUUCUGCAGGCUGCUACGGUAAACGAAAAAGACCCUCAGUUGGUCAUCGAGUACUACGAGGCCAAAAGCAAGAUUGUAGAGAAGGCCAAGGAACGUGCAAAAUUCGCCGCCUACGAGGAAGAGCGCCCAGAGACGGUCGAGGAAGAAUUUCAAACUAUUUCCGGGACGGAGAUUCCCAGUACAGAACUCGAACAACUGAUAGAAGGAUGAAUGAGUUACACGUGCUUCUAUACCUACGUGGUAAAAGUACAUACAUUGAUUAUUCAAAGCUUCUGAAGUAAGCAGCUAGAGACAAGGUGUUUUACAAUUUAAUUUACAUCUUUUUAAGACUUACAUUAAGAUAUAAAACUUCACAAAACACAAAUUAAA